Molecule: messenger RNA, 3741 nt
Organism: Orycteropus afer afer
Lineage: Eukaryota; Metazoa; Chordata; Mammalia; Tubulidentata; Orycteropodidae
Gene: ZYG11B
Product: zyg-11 family member B, cell cycle regulator
Cellular component (GO): Cul2-RING ubiquitin ligase complex
Molecular function (GO): protein binding
Source: RefSeq, a predicted model, not a curated record
GCAUCUCCUUAUUCCUUACUGGAUAUCUGCUUGAAUUUUCUGACUACUCACCUUGAGAAGUUCUGCUCAGCAAGACAAGAUGGAACAUUGUGUCUGCAGGAACCCGGAGUAUUCCCACAGGAGGUGGCUGAUCGGCUACUUCAAACCAUGGCUUUUCAUGGUCUGCUGAACGAUGGAACUGUGGGUAUUUUCCGGGGCAACCAGAUGCGCUUAAAGCGAGCUUGCAUUCGUAAAGCAAAGAUCUCUGCUGUUGCUUUCCGGAAAGCCUUCUGCCACCACAAGUUAGUAGAACUUGAUGCCACAGGUGUAAAUGCUGACAUCACUAUUACAGACAUCAUAAGUGGGCUUGGCAGUAACAAAUGGAUCCAGCAGAAUCUCCAGUGCCUAGUGCUAAACUCAUUAACUCUCUCCCUUGAAGAUCCUUAUGAACGGUGCUUCAGCCGGCUUUCUGGCCUUCGAGCUUUGAGCAUCACCAAUGUUCUCUUUUACAAUGAAGACCUGGCUGAAGUUGCUUCAUUGCCAAGAUUAGAGAGCCUGGACAUUUCUAACACCUCCAUCACAGAUAUCACAGCUUUGCUAGCCUGUAAAGACCGACUCAAGUCUCUAACCAUGCACCACUUGAAAUGUUUAAAAAUGACAACGACACAGAUACUGGAUGUUGUUCAGGAACUAAAGCAUCUGAAUCAUCUUGAUAUUUCAGAUGAUAAACAGUUUACAUCAGACAUAGCUCUUCGCUUAUUAGAACAAAAGGAUAUCCUACCCAACCUUGUCUCCCUUGAUGUUUCUGGGAGAAAGCAUGUGACAGAUAAAGCGGUUGAAGCCUUUAUUCAACAACGGCCCAGCAUGCAGUUUGUAGGUUUGUUGGCCACUGAUGCUGGCUACUCUGAGUUCCUCACAGGAGAAGGACAUUUGAAGGUGUCUGGAGAAGCCAACGAAACUCAGAUUGCAGAAGCAUUGAAGCGGUACAGUGAGCGGGCGUUCUUUGUCCGAGAAGCUCUCUUCCACCUUUUUAGCCUGACUCACGUGAUGGAAAAAACCAAGCCAGAAAUUUUAAAGCUUGUGGUUACUGGGAUGAGAAACCACCCUAUGAAUUUGCCAGUGCAACUGGCUGCAAGCGCCUGUGUAUUUAACUUAACCAAGCAGGAUCUUGCUACAGGAAUGCCUGUACGACUCCUGGCUGAUGUGACCCAUCUGCUGCUCAAAGCCAUGGAACAUUUUCCCAAUCACCAGCAGUUACAGAAGAAUUGUCUCCUUUCACUUUGCAGUGACCGCAUCCUUCAAGAUGUCCCAUUUAACAGGUUUGAAGCAGCCAAGCUUGUCAUGCAGUGGCUUUGCAACCAUGAGGAUCAAAACAUGCAGAGGAUGGCAGUUGCUAUCAUUUCCAUCCUGGCUGCCAAGCUUUCUACCGAGCAAACUGCACAACUCGGUGCUGAGCUCUUCAUUGUCAGGCAACUUCUUCAAAUAGUGAAGCAGAAAACCAAUCAGAAUUCAGUGGACACUACCUUGAAGUUUACGUUGAGUGCACUUUGGAACCUCACAGAUGAAUCCCCAACCACUUGCAGACAUUUUAUUGAAAACCAAGGGUUAGAACUCUUCAUGAGGGUUCUAGAGUCUUUCCCAACUGAGUCAUCCAUUCAACAAAAAGUCCUAGGACUUCUGAACAAUAUAGCUGAAGUACAAGAAUUGCAUUCUGAAUUAAUGUGGAAGGAUUUUAUAGACCACAUCAGUAGCCUUCUACACAGUGUUGAAGUGGAAGUCAGUUACUUUGCAGCUGGAAUUAUUGCCCAUUUAAUAUCCAGAGGUGAACAAGCCUGGACAUUGAGCCGCAGUCAGAGGAAUUCUCUUUUGGAUGAUCUGCAUUCAGCUAUUUUGAAAUGGCCAACUCCAGAGUGUGAAAUGGUAGCAUACAGGUCCUUCAAUCCAUUUUUCCCAUUACUUGGCUGUUUCACAACACCAGGAGUCCAGCUGUGGGCAGUUUGGGCCAUGCAACAUGUCUGUAGCAAGAAUCCCUCCAGGUAUUGCAGUAUGCUGAUUGAAGAAGGAGGAUUGCAGCAUUUAUACAACAUCAAAGAACAUGAACAGACUGAUCCUCAUGUCCAGCAGAUUGCUGUGGCCAUUCUGGACAGCUUAGAAAAACACAUUGUGCGUCAUGGGAGGCCACCUCCCUGUAAAAAGCAGUCCCAGGCCAGACUAAAUUGAUAGCCAUAGGUGAUUGGGUGAUUGACUCACAGGAAUCAUUUUUCUCAUUGGUUUAUUUGGAAUAUCUUACCCUCUAUGAUAUUUUGGGGGUUUCUAUGACAAGAGUCAGGAUGAGUUUGGGAUUGAUGAUAAUACAGUACUGCCCUUGUGAACAGUCUCUAAUUUGUGUUGUGAUUUUUAACUUAUGAGGCAAGAAGGGUUUCUUCCUUCAUCCUUGCCUUUUAGGAAAUUUUCCACAUCUUCCAGUGUUUGAACUUACCUGUGCUUGAGAUUCUACAGUUUUAUGAUAAAGUUUGCACGAACUCUUAGGCCAGAUUUUUCUGAUUUCAAAGUCCCUUCCAGUCAGUGUACAGCUUCAGAUAAGCUGUUAACCUGAUUUACUGGCACUGCUUUAGUUGUAAAUUUUAUACUGCUUCUGUAUAAAAUGCCUUUAUUCUACGUCCGUGUAUCUUUUAUAAGAUGUCCUUCUUAGUGUGAAAGAAUGGAAAUCUGAAUCCUUUCCUUGUGAAAGCUACUCACCAGCUGGACCUUGGAUGGCUGGCAGAAAAUUAAGUUCAAAAGAAAAUCAAUUAAAAGAGAACAGAGUUUAGAGGCUGGACAAAGGUCUGCUCUUGUGCUAUAGUUUUAAAAAUGGGAUAGGCUUCCCUUCUGGGGCCCACCUCUCCUGCGGCCGGCGAGCAGUAGCUUGUUCUUCAUGCUUACACCCGGAAGCAUGGACCAGCUGCUCCCUGCAGACUACUGGUUACUCUUGAGAAAUGAUUCCCUAAGCAGCACAGUGUAAUUACACCAUUUUGUGUUAAAAACUAACUGUCCAAAUCUCUAUAUGUCAUACUGUUGUGAAAAUGUGAAUUUUUCUAAAACUUUCUUUCAUUAAAACUGACCAUUCUUUUCCCUCUAUUUUAAAGUCAUUGUUGGUCAGUGGAGUAGAGACUACAGAUGGUAUCACCUGCUCAGUUAAAAUACAAAUAUCAACAGCUCUUUUGCCUUGAGAAGUUAAAUUUUCUUUUGUUUCAAAAUAUAUUUAUCUUCUAAAUCUGUUCGUGUUGGAGAAAGAUGUCCAUGUCUCACUGCCAAAAAUGAAAGAGAAGAAUUAUACUCUUGUUAAAUGUAAUGAUUAUAGUUUCAGUGCAUGAGAGGAAAUGUUUUUGAUGGAUUUGUUUUUAGACGAUUGCCUUUCCUUUAAGGUACCUGUUACAAUAUGGUAAAGAAUCAGUUAUUAUAUUAGUAAUAGUACUUGGGAGGCAGCAAGUCACUAAGAAACUUAAUUUCCAUUUAAAUUAUAUUUUGUGAAUAGGUUAAUCUGCAAUCUCAGUAGACCACAUUUUUUCCAUAGAUGGCCAAAAUGUUGUCAAUUGAGAUUUCAAAUGGUAUAUUUAAAUUGUAGUAAUUAUUCAGAAGCAUUUUUAUUUAAAGAGGAGCUGGUUUAUUAGUAUGCUGAUAACAGUUUGACCUGUUUCAUGCUACUUUCACAAUAAUGAGACUUGUAUUAUUUGGAGCGUCUUCACAGGGCUGAGAACUAAGAAAAUAAAAAUAGGUAUUUAG